This is a messenger RNA of Equus quagga, 5006 nucleotides long. RefSeq names its product lymphocyte antigen 9 (gene LY9). The record is from RefSeq and is a predicted model, not a curated record. Gene Ontology annotation, cellular component: external side of plasma membrane. The coding region runs from base 1273 to 3159 and encodes 628 amino acids. Gene Ontology annotation, biological process: T cell activation. The transcript has 10 exons. Lineage: Eukaryota; Metazoa; Chordata; Mammalia; Perissodactyla; Equidae.
GCGGCCUUUCUCUGGUGAGCUGUGGAAGAGUCAGCCACGCAUAUUCUCUCCCUUUCUAUGGACCCAUCUCUUCCUGCUCACGGAGUCCACCUGAACUGAUCGGCUCACAUCCAGAGUCCCCAGCCCUGCAUCCUCCCUCGCCGCCCCUCCGCAAAGUCCAAGUGCCGGGCUGCCGUGGGUGGGGGCAGGGAACCCCUGGCCUGCACCAGUCUGGGAGUCUCCUCUCUGCAUCUGCAUACGCUGUAAUAUCUGGGCUUUCAGAGCACAUCUCAGCCUUUGUCCAGCCCUCUCGGGUAUAUUUGGCCUCUCCCCUCUCUAACAUUUUCUACUUACUUUUACACCUGGACUGCCUGGAGUAGUCUGGGUCCUGAACAUAGCUUAUUUGGUCUAGAAUUUCCAGAGGACUCUAGAGCCUCAGAAGCCCUAGAAUCUGGAACUCCAGGCUGGGGUCACCCAGCGGACACUCACAGGGCCCCUACAAGGAAAUUAAUUGCCUUGGCUGAAUGCUGGGCCUCUGGAAGCCUUUGUAACAGUGUUUAUCAGGGAUCUGGGUCCUUCCUGAGAUGAGGAAAUCAGGAGCUGAAUCAACGCCACCUACUAUUCCCAAACCAAACCUCGUUCCUAAGGAUUUCCCAGGCCAAGCCAACAUCAGUCUGAGAUCCCCUGGACGGUGAGGAAAAUGUAGGGUGUGAUAGAGGUAAGAGAUGUUCCUUUUGUUCCCAUGAUUUUGUUAUGAAAAUUCUCAAGCUUACAGAAAACUUGGUAGAAUUUUGCAGUGAACGCUCAUACACCUCCCACCUAGGUUCUACCAUUUAUGUUUUGCUUUACUUGCUUCAUCACACAUCUAUCUAUCUAUCCACCCCUGUAGCCACCCAUCAACCCAUCUUACUUUUUAAAAGAUGCUCCUUUUUUACUUCAUUAGUUCUUUAUGAUUUACUUCAAGCUGUUUUUAUUUAAUCUUUACCAUAUUGCCUGAUGAAGAUGGUACAGGUGUGAAUAUUUCCAUCUUAUAGACCAGUAAACUGAUUCUUGGAGAAAUUCACCCAAAGUCACAAGGCUAAUUUUCCCUGUUGGAACAGAAACCUAGAAGGUCUGUUUUACUGAUUAUAUAGCUACACUUGUGGGAGAGAGUGCUUGAUAAGUGAAUGAGUGAAUGAAUGACUUUGCUAGGCAAUGGACCUAGAGAGAGGGGGACAGGAACCUCAUUUCAUUUCUCAGCAUCUGACAUUUAUUCCUAAUAUGUGUUUAUUGAAUGAAUAAAUGAAUGAAUGAAUGAAGCCUGGCUUGGGGAGUCCAGCUUCCCCUCCAAGUCCCUCUUCCAUCUCUGCAGGACUAGGAGCCUCUGGAAAGGACUCAGCCCCAACAGUGGCAGCCGGGAUUCUAGGGGGUGUGGUGACUCUCUCCCUGAACAUUUCAGUAGAUACAGACAUUGAGCAUGUCACUUGGAUUGCUUCCCAAAAAGCUCUUGCUUUAGCCUACCCAAAUGGAGCCGUUAUCAUUAUGGACAAAAGCUACCAGGACCGAUUAAACAUCAGCUGGAACUACUUAUCUAUCAGUAAUCUGAUGCUGAAAGAUGCUGGAUCCUACCACGCCCAGAUAAACCGAAGGAAUUCUGGAGUCACCAUGGAUGAGGAAUUCACCCUGCAAAUCUAUGAGCGGCUACAGGAGCCCCGAGUCACCGUGCAGACCAUGAACGUGUCUGAGAAUGCCUCCUGUAACAUCACCCUGACAUGCUCUGUGGAGGGGGCAGAGAAAGCUGUUCAGUACAGCUGGACCCCAAGGGACCCCCAUGCUUCUGAAUCCUCUUGGGGCUCCACUCUCACCAUCUCAUGGACACCUUGUGACCCAGACCUGCAGUACACGUGCACAGCCAAGAACCCAGUCAGUCAGAGCAGCUCCCGCCCUGUCCACUUAAGAACCUGGCAGAUCUGCAUAGAUCCAGGAGCCUCCAGAGGAGGAUCAGUAGGGGAGACGGUGGUGGGGAUCCUGGGGGAGUCAGUCACCCUACCCCUGGCUCUCCCGGCCAGUCAGGACAUAGAGAACGUUGUCUGGAUGUUUAACACGUCUGUUAUCAGCAAAGAGUGGGGAGAAGCAGCAAAAGCAGAUCCCGAGAAGAACACAGCAUGGGUCAGCCAGGACUACUCCCUGAAGAUUGGCCAGCUGCGGAUGGAGGACGCUGGCCCCUACCACGCCUACAUAUGUUCAAAGGCUUCUGGAGUGAUCAGCAUGAAGCAUGUCACCCUGCUCAUCUACCGAAGGCUGAAGAAGCCCAAAGUCACCUGGAGCCUUGGGCCCGCGGAGGACGGCAUCUGCAGGGUCAGCCUGACAUGCUCGGUGGAGAACAAUGGACACAACGUGACCUAUAGAUGGACCCCCCUGCAGAAAGGAGCUGUUGCAUCCCAAGGGGGAUCUCACCUCAGUGUCUCCUGGAGGAGGGGUGAAAAUCAUCCCAACUUCACGUGCACAGCCAGCAACCCCGUCAGCAACAGCUCCGGGCAGUUUCUUCCUGGGGACAUCUGUCCAGGGCCUGAGAGAAGCAGCAGGCUUUGGGUUGGGCUCUCCUUGACGGUUUCCAUCAUUUUGUGCUUUGGGAUCUCUGGCUAUUGCAUUCGGAAGCAAGGAAGACGGUGUUCAGCCCCAGCCUUCAGUUCCAGCCAAGUUGAGGCCUCAGCUGACACAUCAGGAUCCACUGCUGGCCGCACAAUAUAUUCCAUGCUUUCCCCAGGAUAUGAGAUGAUGGACACUCCCCCUAAGACUUCCAGGCAACAGGGUAGGCCCACUUCUGAGAGCAGCUCUGACAGCAAUGGGACAACUGAUAAGGAUGAGGAGAAGAAUGAAAUGUACUGGCCUGUCAAUAAAAGAGAUCAGGUGUAUGACUCGGUCACUCAGGAGGACACUGAACAUGACUCAGCCUCUGAGGGGCAAGCGGAGUAUGAUCUUGUCACUCCAGAUGACGUGCAACCUGAGCCUGUGGUUGACGGGAACACGGUGUAUAUGGAAGUGUUCCUCAACUCGCAGGGAGAGACCCAAGUUCCUUUGAAGAAGGAGAGCUCAGACACAAUCUACAGCCAGAUACAGAAUUCUCAGACGGUGGUGCCACCAACACAACAGAACAAUUUUGACUCUCCUGAAAUCUCCACCUAUGAAAAUUUGACCUGAAAAGAAAAGCAGGUGUUGCCUCUCUUCCUGGGGUUGGAUAAGCAGCUGGACCUCAUGGGACCUGGGGCUCCUGCAGACAGAAGCACUUCAGAAUUUCCCUCGGAGUCUCAAAGAUGCUUGGAUUUGACCCUCCCCUUCCUCUCACCCCAUGUGACUUCCCAAGCCCAUUAAUAGAUCAGACAUAGUCUCCUUCUUGGAGCCUCUGGGCUUCAAGUUGUCCUUGCUCCAUUUGUCUCCUCGCAUGCUUGUACUGUUUCCCCCCCUCAGCUCAGAGGCACCACCUCAAAACUCUGCCAAGGCUGGUCAAAUGUGGUUGAAGGGGAUCUGGACCUUCACAUCAUCUUCUAAACAGCUGUUAAAAUGGAUCCAACAGAUCUUCUAACUCAUGGACACAAAGAUCUGUUACCGAGCAAGGGCUCUCUCCACCUGUGUGCACAGAAGCUGAUACUGUGUACACUGGUCUUUGAGGGAAGAAAGCUUAUUAUGCAAUCAAUUGGCGAGGAGACAGGAGGACGGCCUGUCAAAUCUGUCUCCCCGAUCCAGGGAAUGGGGUAAAGUUUAAGGGAUCAGGGAGGGAAGGCUGGCAUGUGGAAGCCCUGGAAGGAUGAGUUUUGGCUGGCAGAUCAAAAUUUUCUCUACUGCACAUACUCCUGGCUGGCUGGCUGCACUGAAAAGUAGCUUUAACAUUCCAUUCUUAGGAUGAGAUCAAUACAGUGAACAAGGGUAAAGCUGUUAUGCAGAUUUAAGUCAUUGCUUCUCUAUGGAUAAGAUUUUCUAGAGAUUUAGCCAUCCUCUUCUUCCUGGCACAGAGAGGAAAUCACCCUCACAAAUGGAGAUUUCUCUUAUAAAUGGGUAACUUCUACUAGGUUUUCAGAGCUUUCCCCUGCAUCUGCUGUUUCUUAAAAAUAACCAACCUAAAAUAAUUCUUAUGCCAAAGAGUCAUGUUUUAGGGUGGCAAAUUCUGUUCCUGGUCCUGUGGUUAGAGAUCUAGGUAAAAUCAUGUCUGCUGUAGUAUUUUUUAAAAUAAGAGAUUGGAAAUAACCUAAAUGCCCAUUUAGUAGGAAUCUGGUUAAAUAUAUGAUAGUGUACCCAUGCAAUGACAAACCAUGCCACUUUUGCAAAGAAAGGAUGUAAAGACUAAUGUGCUUAUAGGAAAUGAGCUCUAAGAUACAUUGUUGAGUGGAAAAAACAAAGUUCAGGACAAUGUGCAUUAUGUGCUACCAGUUCGAUAAAAGGGAAAUGUAUAUCUAGAAGCUUAUAUAGGCAUAGAAAAGUUCUGAAAGGAAAUGAUACCAACCCUAGGUUCUUAGGCUCUCUGUGUAAUAGAAAUUGACAAGAGGCCCAACCAAGCUCUCAGCCAACGUUUUAUUGGGUCUUAAGCUCCAGCACAAGGGAGAUAGCACAGGAGAAGUGGCUCUCUGGCUUUCCAAAGGGAGCCGUCCUGAGUCUUUUAUGGGCUGAGGGGAGUGGACUGGUGCCAUGAUUCUCUGCCUCCAGAGGCAUUCUACUUCCCUCUUCCUGGUGGUGUCUUCCCUUGCCUUGUGGGUGUUGUGGUCCCUGCUCCUGCCCAGUCUGUCCAAUAUGGCAGUGUUGCUCACUACCGCCACCCCAGGAAGGUCAUAAAAUGGUCAUCUGGGAGCUUGGUGCACAUACGAGAGAGUAGGUCUACUGCUUGUGGGCAGUUUUGCUUCAGAAGGUUGCUUAUCUUGACUUCAAAAACAGCUGGGCUGGGGGGCUGGCCCCGUGGCCGAGUGGUUAAGUUUGCGCGCUCCGCUGCAGGCGGCCCAGUGUUUCGUCAGUUCGAAUCCUGGGCGCGGACAUGGCACUGCUCAUCAGACCACGCUGAG